AAGAAGUGGCACAUUAAUGAAGCGCCUCUACAGGGGGCUUUUCUGCUCAUGUCACCACGUAAAACUAUCAGAUGGUUAGAGGAAGGACAUGGAGGCAGCUACUUAGCUCAUCUUAUCAAGAAAGGGAGAGGAGAUCUGCUCCAUUCAGCUUGUGGGAAAAAAGAAGCUUACUGCCGCUUGCUUAAGUAAAGAUCACAGCUCAUCUAAGAAAAAGCAGACUGUUUUCUUAGGACGCCUUACAAGACCUACAGCCUUGGAGCGGUGGACGCAUUUCCCUGUAAACAGUGCAUCGACUGCUUACACUGAGAACUUUCAACAACUUUAAACUUGGGCAAACCGGUUUUGUGAUAUUUUUACAAAUAAAUUAUAUUUGGAUGCACCAAGCUUAUUGUGCUAGUGCCCAGAUAUUAACACCGAAGACGCAGAAUACUGAUUUUUAAAGAGUUUUCGGAAAGGUGAAAGGCUUUCAGACCUGACACUUGGAGGAGGAACGCUGCCUUGAAACCAGAAUUUCCCCUCUACAUUUUGCGAAGAAGAAGAAAAACAUUCUGCAAAGAUGCCUCGACCGGGGAGAAACACUUACAGCGACCAGAAGCCACCGUACUCCUACAUCUCGCUCACUGCCAUGGCUAUCCAGAGCUGUCCGGAAAAGAUGCUUCCUCUUAGCGAGAUAUACAAGUUUAUCAUGGACAGAUUUCCGUAUUACAGGGAGAACACUCAGCGGUGGCAGAACUCUCUGCGGCACAACCUCUCUUUCAACGACUGUUUUAUCAAAAUCCCACGGCGACCGGACCAGCCUGGAAAGGGAAGUUUCUGGGCGCUUCAUCCCAGCUGUGGGGACAUGUUUGAGAAUGGCAGUUUCUUGCGGCGCCGCAAACGCUUCAAGGUGAUGAUGACAUCAGACCACUUGGCGCCCAGCAAGCCCUCGGACGCUGCCCAUUACCUCCAACAACAAGCUAAACUCAGGCUCAGCGCCCUGGCAGCUUCCGGUACGCACCUUCCCCAGAUGCCCAGCUACAACUUGGGAGUGUCGCAGCCGUCAACUUUCAAGCACCCCUUUGCCAUCGAGAACAUCAUUGCCAGAGAAUACAAGAUGCCAGGCGGGCUUGCGUUUUCCACCAUGCAGUCCAUGUCUGCCGGCUACCCUCUGCACAACCAGCUAACCACGGCAUGGCCCCACAUGUAUAGCACCAGCGUGAUAGACACGGCAGCACCCAUUUCCAUGGCUAGCAGUGAUUAUAGCGCUUAUGGCGUGCCUAUAAAGUCUCUUUGCCAUGGUGGACAGACGUUACCGGCCAUCCCGGUGCCAAUAAAGCCCACGCCGGCCUCGGUUCCAGGUCUUUCGGCGCUCCCAGCACACAUCCCGGCUUUCCUGUCGAACUCUCCUCAGUCUCUCAGCCCUACUUCUCCUCAGACAGCUACCAGCCAAAGCAGCCCGGCCACCCCGAGCGAGACGUUGACUAGCCCCUCCGCGCUGCAGUCUGUGGCUGUGCACUGACAAGGGCAAGUUUCCGGGACCUGAAAAUUAGGCCUCCAGGUUUUUAUCAAGUCCAAAGUUUUAUUUUUAUCCUCGCCCAUGAAAACUAACACCGAACAAGUAACGUCUACAAUCGUCAAGGCAAGAGAUUUGUGGUUUGCAGUAAUGUUUAUUUAUGUAUACGUAUUUUAAACUGUGUGUUGCUUUGGAUGUUGUCUUAUCACAUGGGUUGAGUACAGUUAAUAGUGACAAUGUUUUUUCAAGGCACAAGUUAUUUAAUUGUUUUUACUGUUCUGCAGGUAUAUUAAAUUGUGUGGUCAUUUUGAAGGAGUGGUUGCUAACACGUUGAAUUACUGCGUGCAGUUUCUUCUGUCUCCUGGAUUUGGCGUGAACAAGUAUUAAUUUACUGUACUGUUGCCCGUAUGGUUUGAAGAUGUUUUACGGGCAACCGAAGAAAAUCAUUUCAAUUGCAAAUCGAAUCAUAGUUCUAAGGGAAUGUAUUUCCGUUCGUCAUUAUUGUUGAGAAUAAUUAAUAAUUUAAAUAUGAAUGAACUUUGUUUAUUCAUUAGGCUAAUGACCUACAAAUGUAUUCCCUUGUUGUUCACUGUUGACAUGAAUCUAACACACAGAAUUUGUGUUAUUUAAAAUAUGAACUGCAAAACACAAAUGUUUUAUUGAGCAUUCGUUAAGGUUGAUCAAUUAAAUGAGCAUUUGUGCAAAAUGAUAUAUUAACAAACUUUUAAAGCCCUUGGGAUGCUCGUUGCAUUUGGUAUACCAAAUACCUAGUUAUUAGAUAUAUUGUUAUUGAUUAUAAAAUAAGGAACAAUCACAUAUAACAUUUUUUAAACAUUCAAACUUGAAAUAUAGUGAUUUAAAGGGUACGAAGGGUGCUCGAUACAUUGGAAAUAACAAUGUAAAUUAUUGCAAAUAAGUAAAAUUAAAAAUGUGUAAAAUGCACUUUUUAGUUAGAUGUUUAGAUUAUUUGUAGUUUGCAGAAGAAAUGUUGUUCUGUGAACCACUUAAUUUAAAGCAGUGGUGACCAUGUGUAAUAAAUGCUGUAAAUUUGUACGUUUUCUGUAUAGAUAAAGCAUGCUAUUUCCCAACUUUGUGUUGUUCUUGCUGCAAGCAUGCGUGCUUUUAAAAAGUGUGCGAAGUGUCUGCAUUAAAUUAUAAACUUGGUCAUCAAAUAUUUUCUCAUUAAAAGUUACCUAAACUUCCAA
Messenger RNA from Anguilla anguilla (European eel), 2697 nucleotides. RefSeq names its product forkhead box B1a (gene foxb1a). The coding region runs from base 557 to 1498 and encodes 313 amino acids. NCBI's taxonomy places the organism in Eukaryota, Metazoa, Chordata, Actinopteri, Anguilliformes, Anguillidae. The record is from RefSeq and is a predicted model, not a curated record. Gene Ontology annotation, biological process: cell differentiation; anatomical structure morphogenesis; regulation of transcription by RNA polymerase II. Gene Ontology annotation, molecular function: DNA-binding transcription factor activity, RNA polymerase II-specific; RNA polymerase II cis-regulatory region sequence-specific DNA binding. The transcript has a single exon.